Messenger RNA from Myxozyma melibiosi, 2918 nucleotides. Its product is annotated as phospholipase a2. Bases 154 to 2646 code for a protein of 830 amino acids. The record is from RefSeq and is a predicted model, not a curated record. The transcript is spliced from 2 exons. Gene Ontology annotation, biological process: glycerophospholipid catabolic process. Gene Ontology annotation, molecular function: A2-type glycerophospholipase activity. Gene Ontology annotation, cellular component: cytosol. Lineage: Eukaryota; Fungi; Ascomycota; Lipomycetes; Lipomycetales; Lipomycetaceae.
CCUCUUCUCUUCUCUCCACAUCUGCGCAGGACAGUGUUGCCAGAGCCAAAAGCACACCACGCUGCAGACACUCGUAUCGCAUAGCAUCGAGAGAAGAAGCUGCGAGAUAACGCAAUUGAUCUCGCUUGAUCGUGAUCUUGAUUAUCAGCUACGAUGAUUCGGGUACCGAAAACAACCCUGCGCGAUUACCGCAGGACCCUGCGCUACCGUACACUUGCAGCAAACAGAUAUCCCGCCUACCUUAACCUCUCUACUUCUGCCGUGAGAUCUGCCGAGGCGGACAAGAAAGAAAAAGGACAGAAACGCAAGCUCAAGUUCUCGAUCUACAAAGCAGCCGCCGCGGUCGUCGCCUCUGCAUCUGCGAUCGCGUCAUCCUCACCCAAGAUCAAAAACGAUGAACCAGACCGCUCUUCGAUCCUACCCAAGGCCGCGCCUACCGCUACCCCCAUCACUGUAACCCUCAACGACAGCAGCAAGGGCGAUGUGAAAGCUGAAGGUGAAGACGAUGGCGCUACUCCGAUCUCGGAGAAACUCACGCACUUCAUCGACGAGUCGUACAGCGGCAUCCAGGCCAAGAUGGCGGAUAUGAGCGCCCCCGCGGCAUGGGACGACAUCGUCGACUGGACAACGUCGGCAAUCGGUCUCCCCGGCUGGAUCAACAAGAUCCAAUCCGCGUUCGACACCGACAAACCGGACUCUCUCGGCCACGAAAUCAUUGAAGACAGCCAAGACGAGCAUCUCAACCCCGAAGUCGGCUGGGGCCCCGCGCAUGUCCGGCUCGGGAACCAGCUCAACGAAGACGAGCGCAAGUUUUUGCACCAGCGCAAGACCUUCACCCGCCGCGCGCUGGCAAAGUACCUCGGCAUCCCUGAGUCGUCGAUCAACGACGCCGAUAUCCCUACGAUCGCCGUCACGGGCUCGGGAGGCGGCUACCGCGCCAUGAUCGGGACAGCGGGGUACCUGCGCUCGCUGCAGAAAUCGGGCCUGCUCGACUGCGUGACGUACCUGGGCGGCGUGAGCGGCUCGACGUGGUUGAUGGCGCUCAUGUACACGCUCGCGGACUUUAGCACGGUGUCGCUGCUCGAGCAUAUAAAGUCGCGCGUGGGCGUGCACAUCGCGUUCUUACCCUCCGUGCUCGAUCUGUGCACGAAGGCGCCGACGGAUAAGUACCUGCUGCACGGGCUGAUUGAGAAAGUGCACUACAACUACUCCGACGUCCGGCUCUCGGACGUGUACGGCAUUCUGCUCGCGUCGCGACUGAUGGUGCCCAAAGACGAAAUGAUCGUCGACCGCAACCACCUCAAGAUCUCGAACCAGCGCACGCUCGUCGACACCGGCGCCGUGCCGCUGCCAAUCUACACCGCGGUCCGCCACGAGAUCGGCCUGACGGAAGGCGAGCAGUCCGCCGUCGACGACUCGUCCGAAGCCUCAGGCCAGACCAAGAAGCUCGAGGUCGAGAACGAUAGCAAGCGCGAGUCGUGGUUCCAGUGGUUCGAAAUCACGCCGUACGAGGUCGGAUCGGAGGAGAUCGGCGCGUGGAUCCCGACGUGGAGCAUGAGCCGGCGCUGGCAAAACGGAAGCAGCGUCGGCGCGCCGACGCCCGAGCCGAACCUGUCUUUGCUGAUGGGCACGUUCGGCUCGGCGUUUUGCGCGACGCUGAGCCAUUUCUACAAGGAAGUGCGGCCGGCGCUGGGCGACUUUGGCGUCACAAAGACGCUCGACAAGCUCGUGAACGAGAACGACGAGGACUUGAAGGGCGUGCAUCCGAUCCAGCCCGCGGGCAUCCCGAACUUCUUGCUGGGAUUGAAACCCUACCUGCCGAGUACCUGUCCCGAGUCGCUCUUUAUCUCGAAAGAGAUCGAGUUGAUGGACGCCGGGAUGGACAAUAACCUCGCAAUCUACCCUCUGCUGCGGCCCGAGCGUGAAGUCGACAUGAUCCUCGCGUUCGACUGCUCGGCUAAUCUGUCGCAGGUGAAGUGGCUCGAGUUAACGGCCGGGUACACGAAAAAGCGGGGGAUCCUGGGGUGGCCUGCGGACGCGGGCUGGCCGCUGGGGAAGAACCUUGACGAGGACCUGAAAGAGCUCGAGAAGCAGGACGAGAUCAAGACGACGAAGGACGCGAUCGACAAGUUCGCGUCUGGGCGCGACGCAGAGAAAGAAGCAGAGGCGAAGCCGAAGAAGCGUGGACUGUUUGAUCGCAAGGGUAAGAAGAGUAAGGACGCAGAAAAGAGCAAGACAAAGAAAGAAGCAGAGACACUUGGCCCCGUCACGAUCUGGACUGGCGUGACUUCAGAGAAGGAGCAGGAAAAUACUCCUGAAGACCACCCGGAGACGAUUGACGAGGAAUACAAGCUGCGCUCGCCGGACGCGGGAAUCACGCUGGUGUACUGCCCUCUGCUGCCCAACAAGAAAGUCGCGGGCGUGGACCCGGACGAGUCGCCGUACAUGAGCACCUGGAACUUCAUCUACAGCCCAACAGAGGUAGAUAAGGUUGUCGAUCUUGCGCAGACGAAUUUUGCGGAGGGAGAGGAGCGCGUGAAGAGGGCUGUUCGGCUGAUUUACGAGCGUAAGAAGCAGUUGCGGUUGAAGCGCGAGUCGGAAGUUAGGGAUCUGUGGAAGGGGAAGAUUUUGCAUGGUGACAAGUGAUUUUUUGAUUUCUGUACUCUGUAGACAUUUGAGAGACUAUCGGUUUACAAACCACUUGCUCCCCGUAAUCAUCUGCCGGGUUGCGAGAGCGAGAUUUGCAUGGUGAAAAGUGAUUAUUUUGAAUGUACUCUAUAGACAUUUCUGCAGGUUAGAGACUAUCGCUUUACAAACCACUGAUCCCCCGUAAUCAUCUACUGGGCCGCAAGAGCGAGAUUUGCAUGGUGACAAGUGAUUCUUUUGAUUUAUGUACUCUAUUUGUAUUUGACAAGACU